UCACGUCUCUCCGGGGGUCCGACAGUAAAUCAAAGUAUUUCUCGUUCAUCCGACAAAUAGUUUUUGAAAACGAAAAAAAUAAUAUAAUAUAAUACGUUGGUAUUAUUUUUUUGUUUUAUUAAUUCGUGAUGAAUUAAACAUAAUUAUAUGAUAAUUCGUUUUGAAAGUGUUUUAAUUGUGUAGUGUUAAAUAUUGUUACAUUAAUAGUAGGUACUUAAGUAUACCGUAGUAUGUUAUAUGAAAAGAUCACAAAAAUAGACUUUCAUAUUUAGGUAGGUCGGACGAUUGAAUUCACCGAUGGGGACCUGAGUUUUUAAACACCGUAUGUUGUGGACACUGGACCGGGUUCAUUUCUUUUAAAACUCAAAAUGGCAGCCGGAUUUUAUACACUCAUAACUCUAGUUGUGCUGUGGUCUCCGUUUGUGGUGUGUUUGAAUCAUACGGGAUGGCUUCGUCGAGUGUCGCAGACUCCGUUUCCAGAAGUGCGCAUGCGUCAUAUGCGGCAUUCCGGACUUUCCACGGAGCAGUUUGUAUGGCCCUUGAAAAAAGAGGCUGUAGUCGAGGGCGAUUUGCUUCUCGGUGGACUGAUGAUGGUUCAUUCCCGGGAGGAUACACAGUUCACUUGCGGUCCGAUAAUGGCUCAAGGUGGUAUACAGACUGUGGAGACGAUGCUCUAUACCUUGGAUCAAAUCAACAAGCAGUGGACCAAGUUUAAAAUUGGAGCACUUAUAUUGGACGACUGCGACAAGGAUACGUAUGGAUUGGAAAUGGCUAUAGACUUCAUAAAAGGUUCAAUUAGCAAUAUAGAUGAAACUCAAUAUUUUCAUUGCAACAAAUCUCAAGUAAGAAAAGUAAUAUCUGGCGUAGUUGGUGCGGCGUCAAGUGUUACAUCUGUCCAAGUAGCAAAUUUAUUAAGACUUUUCAAAAUACCUCAGGUAUCGUUUUGGUCAACUAGUCCUGAACUAAGUAAUAAACAGCGAUUUGAAUACUUCACACGAACUAUACCUUCAGAUCUUUACCAAGUAAAAGUUAUGGUAGAAAUUGUUCGGAGACUUGGCUGGAGUUACAUAUCCAUUAUUUACGAAGAGUCCAGUUACGGCAUUAAAGCUUUUGAGGAAUUAGAGAAAUUGAUGCCCAAGUACAAUAUUUGUAUAGCGGUAAAGGAAAAACUAGUGAAAGAUUCAGGAGUUGCAGAAGAAAAAGCUUACGAUGAUAUCGUGAUUAAACUUCUCAGCAAGCCUAAGGCUAAAGGAGUUAUAGUUUUUGGGUCAGACCAAGAAGUGGUGAGUUUAAUGAAAGCAGUAAGGAGAAAUAAUGCUACUGGAAAUUUUUCGUGGAUCGGUUCAGAUGGAUGGAGUGCAAGAGAUAUGGUAUCUGAUACAAAUGAAGCCGAAGUGGAAGGAUGCUUAUCUGUUCAACCUCAAGCCAACCCUGUCAACGGCUUCGAAGAGUACUUUUUAGGACUUACUGUAGAAAACAACAAAAGAAAUCCUUGGUUCACUGAAUUUUGGGAAGAACACUUCCAGUGCCGAUAUCCAAGAAGUAUGAGAACACCGUACAACUCAAAUUAUUCAAACGAAUGUGACUCUAAGUUUCAUUUGAGAGAAAAAAUACCAAAGUUUGAAAACCAAUUACAAUUUGUCAGUGAUUCUGUGCUAGCAUUUGCACAUGCAUUGUACGAUAUGCAUUCUGAUCAUUGUGGUCCGAACUUUGUUGGUUUAUGUGAAGCCAUGAAACCUGUUAAAGGACCCGAACUCUUAAUGUAUCUCAGAAAAGUAAACUUCACAGGUCUCACGGGCGAUAAUUUUCACUUCGAUAACAACGGGGACGGACCAGCCCGUUAUAAUAUCAUUCACUUCAAACAGGUGGAGCCGGGCACUUUUAAAUGGAUCAAAGUCGGUGUGUACUCAGACGGCAAGCUCAAUCUCAACAUGGACGAGAUGCGGUUCAAAACAGACUCAUCAAAUCCACCGGAAUCCGUUUGCAGUUUGCCGUGCCAAAAAGGCCAAGCUAAGCAAUAUCUGGAGGGCGAAAAAUGCUGUUGGCACUGUUUCAACUGCACACAAUACCAGAUCCGUUCAUCUACCGACGAGACCAGAUGCGAAGUUUGUGCCGAGGGCACGUUACCCGACAGUAGCCGCGAACGGUGUUUGGACAUACCGGAAUCAUUUUUACGGGCCGGAAGCAGUUGGGCGAUUGGAGCAAUGACACUGUCAGCGGCAGGUGUUGUCAUCACUUUGCUAGUGGUUUCUGUGUUUAUCAAACACAAUCACACACCGAUCGUGAAGGCCGCCGGUAGAGAAGUUUCGUACGUACUUUUGUCCGGCAUACUGCUGUGCUAUCUCAUCACGUUCGUGCUCGUGCUCAAACCCACCGACAUCGUAUGCGCCAUACAAAGAUUUGGUGUUGGAUUCUGUUUCACUGUUGUGUAUGCUGCAUUAUUAACGAAGACGAAUCGCAUAUCACGCAUAUUCAACGCUGGACGGCGAACUGUUAAACGUCCCAAUUUUAUAUCACCAAAAUCACAACUGGUCAUCUGCACAGGACUUAUAUCGAUACAAGUGCUCAUCAACGGCGUUUGGAUGCUGGUCAGCCCACCAAAGGUCAUACACUAUUACCCCAGCAGGGACGCAAACAUACUAGUCUGCUCGUCGUUCAUCAACACAUCGUACGUGAUAGCGUUUGGAUAUCCAAUAGUGUUGAUUGUCGUGUGCACCGUGUACGCCGUGCUCACCAGAAACAUCCCGGAAGCCUUCAACGAGUCCAAGCACAUCGGUUUCACGAUGUACACAACUUGUGUCAUAUGGCUCGCGUUCGUUCCGCUGUACUUUGGCAUUGGCAACCAUACUCCACUAAGGAUAACUACCAUGUCAGUAACCAUUAGCCUUUCCGCUAGUGUAACUAUAGUUUGCCUGUUCUCUCCGAAGCUAUACAUCAUUUUGUGUCAUCCGGAACGAAAUGUGCGUCAAAGUAUGAUGCCAAAUAUGAAGUUAACGGGCACGAAAACAUUUACAACAUCGAAUACGAAUGCAUUUUGCAACAAUUCAACAAGACGGCGCAGCUCAUUAGCUUAUAAAGAUUCCAGUACAGAUAUGCAGAUAAGCUUGGAAAAUCGAAAACAGGUUCUCGAACGAGCAGUACAAACAGAAGAGACGAGAAUCGUACCGGAAUCGUAAUCGACAAACAAUUUCGAUCGUACAAUAUCUUUUCCUACCCGAAUCCCCAGCUGAAAGCACAAAGGUACAUGGGCAUGACUGAAACAAUCGUUAUGUUUUCCGGAGGUUUUAAGAACUUACCAAGUUGCAGAGGCGUGUAAUAACAAUAAUAAUAUUAUAAAUAUAACAACAAUGAUACGAGAGUGGCCAUAUCAAAAAAUUAAAAUUAUAUUAUAACUA
Messenger RNA from Myzus persicae (green peach aphid), 3395 nucleotides. RefSeq names its product metabotropic glutamate receptor 2. The record is from RefSeq and is a predicted model, not a curated record. Gene Ontology annotation, biological process: G protein-coupled receptor signaling pathway. Gene Ontology annotation, cellular component: membrane. Gene Ontology annotation, molecular function: adenylate cyclase inhibiting G protein-coupled glutamate receptor activity. The transcript is spliced from 14 exons. The coding region runs from base 369 to 3176 and encodes 935 amino acids. Lineage: Eukaryota; Metazoa; Arthropoda; Insecta; Hemiptera; Aphididae.